AUGUCUUCAUAUCAAACAGCUCCAUAUACACAUUUCCAUGAACUAGUCGAUACAUGGACUAAACAUGCACAAGCCAUUGAAACACAAGUAAAAAAUCUAUCUGAGAAAGCACGUGUACUUGGUACUUCAUCAGAUACACCAGAAAUUCGCUCAAGAUUAGAUGAAGAUGUACGCCGUCUUCAUAAUCUUGCAACAAACACAAAAACUGUAUUAAAAGAAUUAGCUGAUGAAAUGACAAAAAGAAGAAAAGAAUUAUCACGAAAUGAUUUAGUUAUGGUAACAAAAAUAAAAACUGAUAUGAUUAAUGCAUUGAAAAAUUAUGAAGAUGUUAUUACAAAUGUUUGCAAAGGACGUCAACAAUAUCAGCCUACAAGUAAUGAUACACUAAUCGAUUGGGAAAAUGCAAAUCUUAGUGAAGAUGAUGUUCAUCGACGUUUACAAUUACAACAACAAAUGAAAAUGAAUAAUAAUUUAUUAAUUAAACAGAAUGAAGAACAGUUUGCUUUCGAAGAACAAGUGCAACUUGGACAGGUAAGAAUAUCAAUAUAA
Rotaria sp. Silwood1 is the source of this 549-nucleotide messenger RNA. NCBI's taxonomy places the organism in Eukaryota, Metazoa, Rotifera, Eurotatoria, Philodinida, Philodinidae. The record is from the annotation of a GenBank genome assembly.